AUGGAAACAAGAUCUGCUGCCAAGAAAAGAAAGCUUCUCAUUUUCUACAACCAAAACGAUCAAAUCGACGAUGACAAGAGCAGCAGAUGCAGAAGCAUUGACCGAAUAAGUGACCUCCCGGACGCGGUUCUCCACCACAUCCUCUUCCUCCUACCCAUCAAAACCGUCGCCCAAACCAGCGUCUUAUCAAAACGGUGGCGUGAUAUCUGGUCCUCAUUCCCUGACCUAGACUUCACCACUUUAAACCCGAAUAUCAUAAUAUCCUCUACCACCACCGGAAGAUCGCAUUCAUUAUCAAGGCCAAACUCUCAAAAUUCUAAAGAAGCCGACUUCAUAAGGCAAGUCCUAACCCUCCGCGACAAGCACUCUGGUAUUCGGAUCCUCAGAUUUCGUUCUCGGUUGAGUUUCUCUCGCCUUAAUGGCCUGAUCCGCCUCGCCAUCCGGCGCAAUGUGCAGGAGCUGGACGUGGAUGUAGCCACCGAGGAUUACUUCAACUUCCCUCGAUGUGUGAUUGCCAGUGAGUCUUUACGAGUUUUCAAAAUGAAAUCUCUUGACCCUGGUUUCAGAUUGCCCCCUUCAUCUGUGAUGACCAGUGGAUUUAAAUCCCUCCAAUCACUGUCGCUUUCGCGCAUUAUUUUAAACAACCAGCCUUCUCUCUCGGAUAUGUUCACCGACUCUUCUUUCCCUAUGCUCAAGAAACUGAGCCUGGAUGCCUGUUUCGGGUUGAAACACCUUCUGGUUGGGUGCCGGGCGAUUGAGGAUUUAACCUUGGAAAACUGUUUUCAGCUUCAAGGGUUGGAUGUUUCGGGUGGGAAAUUGGAGAGGUUGAAAAUUGGGAGUUGUUUUGAUGUUUAUGUUGUUAAGAGUUGGGUGAAGAUUAAUGCACCGAGACUUAGAAUUAUUCUUUGGAAACAUAAUGCUAUUACUGAUAGUUGUUCUAUAGAGAAUUUGAGUUCUCUGCAAGAGGCUUACGUUGGUUUCUUUCGUGUGCGGGAAGAUAUUAGUGUGGCAAAGCUUCAUAGUGUGUCCAAUCUUUUUAUGGGACUCUCUCAUGCCCAUUGCUUGACACUUGAAAGCCAAUGCAUUGAGAUUCUAUCAAACAGUAAUUAUUUUGCAGUUUAUCUAAAUCCCUUUCACAAUCUCAAAUCUUUGGAGCUGCAUACGUGUUUCAACAAGAAUAAUGUCCCAGGAUUGGCGUGCAUAUUCAAGAGUUCUCCCAUGCUCCACACACUGAUUCUCAACAUUAUAAAUGAUUACAAGACUGUAAGGAAACAAUGGAAUAAGGAUAUGUGGGAAAUGUCCAACUCGGAGGAAGAAAAGUACUGGGAAUCUCAAACCCAAAUCUUGAAGCCCUUCCUACAAAACCUUAAGGUGGUAAAGAUUCAUGGGUUUUUAGAGUACGAGAAUGAAGUUAGUCUAGCCAAGUUCUUGCUAAAGCAUGGAAAGGCCUUGGAAGAAAUGAUUCUGUGCACUGGACACUGCAAAGCUAGAUAUUCUCUCCAGCGACAAAAGAUUAGGUCACAGAUGAUGGGAUUUUCUUGGGCGUCUUCUAGUGCUAAAAUUGCCUUUCAUUGA
Pyrus x bretschneideri (Chinese white pear) is the source of this 1575-nucleotide messenger RNA. RefSeq names its product putative F-box/FBD/LRR-repeat protein At4g03220. The coding region runs from base 1 to 1575 and encodes 524 amino acids. The record is from RefSeq and is a predicted model, not a curated record. The transcript is spliced from 3 exons. NCBI's taxonomy places the organism in Eukaryota, Viridiplantae, Streptophyta, Magnoliopsida, Rosales, Rosaceae. Gene Ontology annotation, molecular function: protein binding.